This is a messenger RNA of Penicillium robsamsonii, 2976 nucleotides long. RefSeq names its product La domain family. NCBI's taxonomy places the organism in Eukaryota, Fungi, Ascomycota, Eurotiomycetes, Eurotiales, Aspergillaceae. The transcript is spliced from 2 exons. Gene Ontology annotation, biological process: positive regulation of translation. Gene Ontology annotation, molecular function: RNA binding. The record is from RefSeq and is a predicted model, not a curated record. The coding region runs from base 1 to 2976 and encodes 991 amino acids. Gene Ontology annotation, cellular component: cytosol; cytoplasmic stress granule.
AUGUCUACGUUUUCGUACGCACAAGCCGCCAAGGGCGUCUCCGGCACACCGACCCCGUCCAAGACCCCCUCAGAAUCCGAGAAGAUCGACUCCAAACCGGAGGAGCAGACCGCCGUUGAGACUACAACGGAUGAUGCACCAGCCCCCACCGAGUCUGAGCCCGUCCAAAAACCAGAGGUAGCAGCAGAGGAGAGCAAGGAUGAUGAUGAUUUCACCACUGUCACCAACAAGCAUGCCGCCAAGACAAAGGCUAUUCACUCUCGAACAUCAAGCCCGAGCGUUCGCACAGGCUCAAAGUCGCGCAAGUCAAAGGAUGACGACUCAAAUACCUCCAACGGCAACGCAGAGGGUACCGCUGAGAAGCAGGCUCCCAGUGAGGGAACCGAGAAGGCCGAAGGUGCCGCAGAGAAGUCUACUGAAAAGUCCGAGGAUUCCGAGAAAACCGUAUCACCACCCAAGGAGCUGAAGGCUGCUCCUCUGCCCUCGGUCAACAUCUGGCAACAGAGACGAGAGGCCCAGGACGCCAAGGUCAAGGCUGCCCCCAAGUCCGCUUCCACUAGCAAGGCCGCCUCCAAGGCCGCCUCGACUGUUGAUGAGACCCAGCAAGACUCCAAGGCUGGCUCCAAGAAGAAGGGUGCCGAUGGCGCACAGGAAGGUGCCAAGGACCGCAAGAAGACCGAGGGUGGAAAGGGACGCGAUGCCGGAUCGGUUCCCCCAGUAGAAGACGCUACUGCUUGGCCUACUCCCCAAGUUGCGAUUGGCGAAGAGAAGAAGAAGGUUCAGGAGAAGACUGAUAAGAGCCCCGUCAUCAGACCCCAUGGAAAGGAAAAGUGGACUCCCGUUCCUUACGUCCCCACUGCUGUUUUCAACACCCCGCUCCCAUCUGCCGGUGGUCGUGGAGGUAGACGCGCCACUCGUGGUGGCCGAGACAGUGGCCGUGGAGCUCACGGCAAUGGUGCCUCUACCACUGACAAGGCUGCCUCUGGACAGGCCGCCCAAGGCGCAAAGCCUGCCUCUGGAGAUCGCGGACGCCACGAGUCUGGCACUGGACGUGCCGCCUCUCUCCCCGCACAGUCGAGACGGUCCCCCAGCGCCGAUGCCAGUGCUGCAGCCGAUGCACGCAAGGCUUCCCAGGCACCCGAGCGUGGCCGUGGAGCCCGCAACGGAGAGGAGAAUAAGCAGGUGAAUGGCGGAGAGAACGUCCCCCGCUCUCAGCGUGAGGGUAAGGCCUUUGGAAGAAACCAGGAUGCCCGCGCAGGUGACCGCAACCAGAAGGGUGGGAACUUGGCUGUUGAUUCGCAGGCUGCUGCCCGCGGCAGUCGCUUCGAGGCUGGAUCGAAGUCUGCCGACCCUGCCGGUCUCACCGAGUUCAACCGCGAACGCGGAGAGUUCCGAUCUGAGCGUGGAGGUCGUGGAUCUAACCGCGGCCGUGGUGGUGUUUACAACAACUACGGUGGUCAGAACGCCCAGUUCAAUGCGUCCAUGUCCAACAACUCAUUCGGUGCGCCCAAGUUUGGCUUCAACGAUCGUCAGCGCUCGCAGCAGCAUGGUCUUCCCAAUGGAUCUCAACAAGGAAACCGUAUGCCCCUCCGAUCGCCCUCUUUGCCCACUCCCGCAAAUAUGUACGGUGUUGUUUAUCCUUUCCCAGGUGAUAUCAACGCGAUGUAUGGCUACCCAGCUGCCCCGAUGAGCGCCGUUCCUUACCAGCAACAAUACGUCGAGCCUUUCUCGCUCAUGAACAUGCUCUCCAUGCAAUUGGAGUACUACUUCUCCGUCGACAACAUGUGCAAGGACAUGUUCCUUCGUAAGCAGAUGGAUUCUCAAGGAUUCGUGCCUCUGAACGUCCUUGCCAGCUUCAAGCGUGUCAAGUCUCUCACUGAGGACUUUGAGCUCCUUCGUCACGUGUCCCGUCAGCUCCGCAACGUUGAGUGCCAAACUGGUGAGGAUGGCGUUGACCGCCUGCGCCCCAGAGACAAGUGGCAGCAAUGGGUCCUCCCCGUGGACCAGCGCGAACCUACCGCCCAGCAUGAUGGUGCCGCCCCUGCUAGCAAGACUGAUGAGAACACCCUGGUUCACAGCAACGAGACCGUUAUUAACGGAUCCGCUCCUCAGUUCGUCCCCAACGGUGUCGCCCAUGAUGCCAAGAUUUCACUUUCAUCUACCGCCCCGGAAUUCAUGCCCUCAUUGCCACCCACCGCAGUGAACGAGAUUGCCAAUGUAGGAAACCCCUGGAAUUCAUCUGCCUCCCCCGAUGCUUUUUCGACAAGAUCAUUUUUUUCGUCGUCUUCGUCUUUUCCCCUGGACCAUUCAUUUGUUGACACUUCUUCCUCAGCGUGUGGAUUAGAUUCGCAGUCCGAACCUCCUUUCCCCUCUGAUUUGGAACCGGCGGUGGCCCUAGUGAGCUUCGAUGCAGAUUACUCUCAACACCAAAUCGGCGGUGCUGAUUGGUGGAUCAACAGGUCUUUUGCCGAAGCGCAUCAACCGGCGCCCAAGUCAAAUGAGAAAAGCCGUUCUUCCACAGAAACGCCAAAUUAUAUCCCAAAAACUUUCAAUAUGUCUCACCAAGAAACUUUCGAUGGCCAAGACCGACCGGUGGCAAGAAGGUAUAGCUUGGAAAUGGCCCAGCCUUACCAAUCCUGGUCGUCCAGCUUGACAAAACAUUUCAACUCGCAUCUGUAUAAUGAAUUUAGGCGUUCUGCCCUUGAUGACCUUUUGACUCGACACAUUGACAACGGUUUCAUUGAGCUCAUGGAAUAUUAUCGGAAAUGCCUGCUUCACCGUCGCCCCAUUCCUGACCUCGUGAUGUACGACUUGGUUCAUCUCUCAUACGAUCAAACAUCGCACUAUCACACCCUCGUCUCCAGCACGAUCCAUGAAACCAUUGCCAGUGGAAAGAUGAAAUUACACAACCGGGGAAAGAUCAGCAAAUAUUUCAAUACCCAGCACGGCAAGAAGGCCAGAGAAAAGUUAUCAUGA